Molecule: messenger RNA, 375 nt
Organism: Brugia pahangi
Lineage: Eukaryota; Metazoa; Nematoda; Chromadorea; Rhabditida; Onchocercidae
Source: the annotation of a GenBank genome assembly
AUGAGCGAUCACAAGUGCAAAAAAACCACUUGCGUACAAAAAUCGUUUAAUCACACUAUCGGGGACUUGGAAAUAAAUUCGAGGAUGAGCUGGGUAGACGAGACAAAUGGCCUUCUAAGGUUGUACCGGCUGAAUCGGACAACCAACCGAAAUGUGCGUCCGAGAAACCGACACCUCAUGCAGCCGAUGCCUUCUCCUAUCCGCAUCAGCACCUACCGCUCUGCAAUCGUGCCUUUGCACUGCGAAUGCAUUCUGGAGGAGAAGCGUCGAAAAGAGCGAAAAAAGGAGGAGAAGGAAAAAGCUGCAAACGCGAAAAAUUUAAGAAGGCACGGGCAGAAGCAGAUUAUUUAUUCCAUCACCGACAAAUCACUUUAA